GUUAACCGGAAGUUGGCAGUGCUCAGGAAAAGCGGGCAUUUCCUUUGUAAAUUUCAAGUUUACAGAAGAUAACUAAUGGAACUUGUGUAUUCUCUUGAUUUUCGCGCACUUCCGCGUUCCAGGGAAUGGAAAGUUGAAGAAAACACUUGCUGUAGCCUAUCAUGUCGGAACAUCCUUGCAUUUAGCAGACCAAACAACAAUGGAACGGACAGUACCUGCCCCUUUGAGAUCCAGUAUGAGGUGUGUGUGUUGGACAUGGACAAGCCAUGGGAGGAGUUUGUGGUGUGCCACUCCAACAACCCUGUCUCACACAUCCGAUGGGACGCCACAGGGUGGAGGCUGCUCACAGUCGACUGCGAGGGCACGUUUGAUGUGUGGCAGAUGCAGGAUUACCUGAUAAACACUUGGGUGAAGUUUGACAGCUGUAGCCUAGAUGGAGAGGAGGUACUUGCCUUGGUCUGGUUGCACAAUGGAAUCCAGAUUCCUUUCAGCCCUGACAAGCGAGACAGCGUCCUGUACAGUGACAAGUUCCCUCGCACCAAGUUUAAGCCCACGCUGUCACUGUUUGGGAGUAAGCCCAUGGAGGGUUGGGUGGCUGUCACAGCUACAGGCCUGGUGAGUGUCAGCCUGCUACAGGAGCAAGAGAAGAAGCUGGUGACUGUGCAGGAGAAUCUUGCACCAUCUCACCUACGGCUCUCGGACGCUGAUGUGGCCUUCACCAACACAGGUGAGAUCAUCAUUGCAACCAGUGAUGGUCUGAUGUCCUCUGCCAUACAGUGCUUCACCGUCUCUGUGAAGAUGCUGCAGAUGUCCCACGAGAUCACGUGUUGUGCUGGAGCUAGUCUCUACAUGAAGAGCCAGAUGGAGUAUGGCAACAAGGACAGCCAGACCAUGAGGAUCACCCAUCUCAUGUUCAUGAACCAGGAGAGCAGCGACACACUGCUCAUCGGCUGCGGUAGUCAUGGCUACAGUAGCAUAGAGGUGUGGCAGCUUGUAGAACAAACCAUGUCACUUCAUCGGAUGUUCCAGAGCACUGCCAAUCCUGACUAUGCAUACAAGACCCCAAAGUGGAUGCACAAGGCCACCAUCCAGCACAGCUCCAUGAUCUCCAGUAUAGCAUGUCCACAGAUCAGUGUCAGCAGGACUAUAAACGAUGCUGCUGGCUUUGUCUCCUACUUCGCUGCAGCCUACAGAGAUGGAUCUGUAAAGAUCCUUCAUCGCCAGAGUUUCCAAGUUAUAACCACAUGUUCCUGGGAGAUGUUGAUAGGAAUACACUAUCCUGGCCUCCCUGGAGAGAAGUUACCACGGCCUGCGUCGUACAUGUCCACAAUCCAACAGACACCAUCUGGGUGUGGGCUAAUUGGGUUCUGUGGUGACAAGACUUACAUGUUCCAGGUGUUCAACAUCCGGGACGGCCCCAUACAGUUGAUGGCGCCAGUCAUCAUACACCUGCUUGAGUAUGUCAUGUAUGUCGGCCAUGACUGGUGGGAUAUCCUCAUGAUCAUAGGCCAAGGGCUGAUAGAGAGGAUCUGUCAGCGGCUGAUGGACACAUUUCAGAAGCAGCCCAUCUCCCUCCAAGAGCUGCUGAGGAUGAGGCUGAUCCGGCUUCGAAUAGGUCUCUACAGCUGUCUGCCUGCCGGACACCAGAAGGCCUCUGACUGCCACGCCCUCCUUUCUCUCUUUGCCAUUGCUUCCGUCCUCAAGGGGAUUCUCAGGCCAAAGUCUGUAUCUCCACAGGAUAAGUCCCCAGCCGAGAAGUUGUCUGCAGUGUGUAGCAAGCACAGUGACCUGGAGCUGGACUCUGUGUUGACCAACCUGGACACAGAUGAGUUUAUUGUGGAGCCUGCCAGGAAAGACAAGCUCAACACUCAGUCUGAAUACUCGCUGCAGCCACUCCAGCCAUUCAUCCAGUGGGUGGCGGACUUCGCGCUGCACCUGCUGUCCUCCGCCCCCCUCUACCAGUCCUACUCCUCCUUCCUCGGCUCCUCACUGCUCCGCGAUGUGUCUGUGCUCCACACGCUCCGUGAGCUCAUUGUCAUCAUCCGUGUGUGGGGGGUAAUCAACCCUGGCUGCCUCCCCACCUUCACUAACAUGACGCACAUAGAUUGCGUCUCCCACAUCUAUAAGCUGCUCACCAAACUCUGGCUCUCUAUCCGUGACGGUAAUAGUUUUGAGUAUGAUGAUUCGCUGAUGGAUGAAUGCUGCCACCUGCCAAGCAAAGUCAUCAUCCCCAACAUGAAGCAAAGCUUUGGGGAAGAGAACUAUAGUUUUGCUAUCUUCAGUCAACAAUUUCCACUGAGUUUCUUUGUGGGUCAUGAGCCAGACUAUUUGUACAACUUAAAACAGUCAAGACUGUACACAACUGAUGUUGCCAUGGAGACCAGACAGCAUCAUGACGCUGUGCGACACAUACAUCUGGGUGCGAAUCCUUCAGGUAAAGUGAGGGAAUGUUGUCGGUGCAGUGCUAUGUCGUUAGUUCACAGUACAGCUAAAUCACUGAUACUCAAGUCAUGGGAGCAGAGGUUUGUCAAGAUGUGUGUAUGUGGUGGGCACUGGAAAAUGAAGUCUACUUCUUGACAGCAAUUUCUGUGACACAAAGGGAAGUAACUCUAUUGACAGACUCUUGUCAGAAGAUUAAAGGAGAUAAUGAGUUUGUAAAUUGUUGAUACAGAAUAAAUGAUAUAUCACUGACCCAUA
Molecule: messenger RNA, 2697 nt
Organism: Haliotis rufescens (red abalone)
Lineage: Eukaryota; Metazoa; Mollusca; Gastropoda; Lepetellida; Haliotidae
Product: mediator of RNA polymerase II transcription subunit 16-like
Exons: 8
Coding region: 76-2577 (833 amino acids)
Biological process (GO): positive regulation of DNA-templated transcription
Cellular component (GO): mediator complex
Molecular function (GO): protein binding
Source: RefSeq, a predicted model, not a curated record